Chiloscyllium plagiosum (whitespotted bambooshark) is the source of this 3447-nucleotide messenger RNA. The record is from RefSeq and is a predicted model, not a curated record. NCBI's taxonomy places the organism in Eukaryota, Metazoa, Chordata, Chondrichthyes, Orectolobiformes, Hemiscylliidae.
UGGACUUCGGGUUUCCGGUUCCGGCCGGGAGGCUUGUUGUGAGGCGCGGGGCCUAAGGGAGAGCCCGAGGCGGAUUGGCGAGUUAGGCCCCGGCCUCUGGGGCCUGCACCCGCCGCGGAGGACUCCGCCUCGCUUUGCUCAUUUCACCAAAUCGAGUGGCCGACAUGAGCGGCAGUGGCGGCGGUUACAUCGACCCGAUCUGGUGGCGGGAGAAUGCCUUUCUUUUUGCAGAAGGCUGUUACCUGUCAACAUUGACGGAUAAAGCCAACGUUUACCACCAUAACCUGCAGGACAAUCCGGUUACAAAUCAGAGGCUGGACAAUUUUUUAAAAGAUCUAAUUGAGAGCAGUCCAGUGGAGGUUCAUCAGUGUGUUUUUAAUGAGGAGACAGCCAUAAUGGAGCAGCAUGUUUUUGAUUCAAGUGAUGAUGAUGAUAAUUACACCUAUGAAGAUGAUUAUUCCAAUGAUGAUGAUGACCACAACGUUGAUACAUUUUGCGGAUUACGGAAAAAUUUCCUCUACAAUGCUCCGGAAUUGUCCACAUUUAAAAAUAUAACAGAUCCAUACAAUAAUAAAAGCUCCAAUUCAUACCGAGGUUCUGCUGAGGAGGCUGAGAGAAUUGCUCAAGAGUUAGUUAAUGAAGAGGAGCAGGCUAAAAAGAAGGCUGAGAAACGAAGACUUAAGAAAAAAAGACAGAAAGAGAGAAGGCGGCAACAGAAAUUAGAAAAAGAAAAUAGAAGCGAGAAUAAAUUUGGAGAGAAUGUUAAUGAUAAGAAAGUUCUGUCAAAGAAAGAAAGUUGUAGCGACGGAGAGGAGGAUGAUAAAGAAGUGAGUGGAAAUAUUAAACGUGGUCUUGCUGUGUUACCUGAGAAAGGGGCUUCAGCGGGCAAAGAGCAGAGCUCCGACACAACUGACAGUAAAAAUGAGAAUAGUGUGAAAGUUACUGCUGUAGUGAGUGAGGAUGAGAACGCAAUCGAUAAAUCAGUGUAUAUAUCAGAGGAUGAGUUAGAUAUGAACAGUUCUUUUGUUUCAAAAGCUGUCACCCAAAUGAAACGUAAAAUGAACAUAAAACCUAAAGUUGAGAAGAAGGAGACUGAGAAGAAAAAAGGAGAAAAGAAAGUAGAGCAAACUACGGACCCCAACGCUUUGAGUGACAAGAUUUAUAACUUGGCAGUACAAGGAAAUAGUAUGGCUAAUGAGGGGCGCUAUGAAGAUGCGGUGGAAUAUUUUACAGAAGCAAUUAAAUAUGAUCCAAAAGAAUAUAGACUGUUUGGAAACCGUUCCUACUGCUAUGAGAGAUUAAAGCAAUAUAGUCGAGCACUGAGUGAUGCUCAAAUAGCAGUGAAUCUGAAUCCAUCCUGGCCUAAAGGAUACUUCAGGAAAGCUAGAGCAUUAGCUGGAGUUAAGAGAUACAUUGAGGCCAUAGAGGCUUUCCAGGAGGUGCUGAAAAUUGAUAGCUCCUGUAAAGAUGCUGAAUGUGAGCUCGUCCAAGUUCAGAUGCAGCUACUGAUGGAGCGAGGUUUUACUCAGCAGCAAUGUGAUGAAAUUCUAUUUAAAUAUGGGAGCUUAGAAGAGACGCUACUAUCUUCAGCUCCGAAACCCCGAAACAGCCAAAUUAACGCAAGCACGUAUGUAUCGGAUGAAGACGACAAAGACUUUGUACGUGUGAAAAAAUCCAAAAAUAAACCUGCCUCAAUGUUAGUCCAGCCACAACUCCAGCCGAGGGAAUUGUUUCCGAUCUGGAUUGGGAAUGUAACCACUCGUAUCACUGAAGAAGCAUUACGUAGAAUAUUUGAAACUGUUGGAACCAUACACAGCAUCCGAAUGCUUCAAGAUCGCUUUUGUGCCUUCAUCAAUUACACGACCAAACAGGGAGCGGAGCAGGCCAUUACAAAGUUACAGGGUACUGAACUCGAAGGAACCAAGCUGCUGAUUCGUCAUCCUGACAAUAUUUACAAAAACCUCGGAGCAGCCAAGACGGCAGCUCCAGCCACUAAGCCUUCACUUGUGGAGAAGGUGAAAAUCCCACCCACCCUUGAGUGCCAUUUCUGGAGGAAUGUCGGCUGUGUCUAUGGGGACAAGUGUCGCUUCCGGCACAUUCCGCAGCACAAAGGCGUGGAUACCAAGGUCACGCAGAAUUAAACACUGACAGAUGCACGUUUGUGCUGUAACAUUUCAAAGGAAGAUGCCAAGUUGUGAAGAGGAGAGGGCAUGAUGCGUGAUAGCCAGUGGCAGUAACGAAUGGAUCAGUGAACAAGAACAAUGUGUGAUGUGCUUAUCACUACGGCAGCAACGUGCAGUGGAGCCCAUUUUAUAAUCCGGUUCGUGAGAGAAACAAUAACACCCGAUUGGAGAGCUAACUACGGAACUCUUUUCACCUGGGUGUAAGAGGAGCUGGUGUUAUAAGGAAGGAAUUCUCGUGUGAACAAGAGGCGUUUCCAGUCUACCUUGUAUAAAGAGUGAUUGCACAUAUCCAAGAAGCGCAGACCAGGAGGCUAGGACUGCAUUGUCGCAGCUAAUUCGGUGAACCUCUGCAGUGUGCAAGCACGAAUCUGUCCACAUCACAGGCAUUGAAAGUAUCUCCCUCCCCACCUCCGGUAUGAAGUUAUGUGGCCUGAGAGUUCAGACCAACUCCCCUUGGUUAGACCCUCUGUGGUUGGUCUGACUAGGAUUCAGUGCUAACCCCCCCCCUCCCCACGUCAGGCGGAAACAAGAUUCUGUGUUUGUUAUCUGGAGACAGUGACCCUGGCUUCUGUACAGAAUGUGGAAGGGCUCUGCAGUUUUAAAAUUCCCUCCGGCAGGGUGUGUACCUUGCAGCUGAAUCUCCCCUGCUCGUGGCAAAAAGUCUGAUCUCGGCAGCGGACCGCUGAGGGAGGGGAGGGUGGAAUCCUUACUGUCCUGAGAGCAUCACCUUUGUGCACGCGCAUGCACGCACUAUUGGGCUGCCUGUGGUGAAAACGGAAUGAGCUGUGUAAUUGGAAUGCCCUCUGGAAUCUCCUGUCCACACUCUGUGUGUGCUCAAGCUUUGAUUCGGAAACUUGUUCUUGGAGCUGCUUGACGUGGCUUGCUCCUGGAGAUGGAUUCUACACUGUCGAUUCCUGUCUCACCCGGCGCUGCCUCAAUUCCUGUCAUCAUGUCGCCUUUCUGCAAUUUUUGCUGAUUUGAUUCCAUAAACCAUGUUUCGAAAUGUGUUUAAAGAGAGAGGGGGUGGUAUUCUGAUACUACUGUCUGCCCCUCGUUGUGCCAUAUUGGAGGCAGUGUACUCUGUUAAAAUGAUGCACCCUGUUAUCAGUGAUUUGAUUUUACCUUUUAUAAAUUGCACAAUGCCUUUAUAUAUAUAUUUAAGAAAAAUCAAGUUUCUAUAACCAGAUAAAAAUUGAUUUGAGAUAAAUGAGCAGUGCCAGAGACUGCAGAUACAUCCUUAUAAAAUCCCAGUCAGAUUCUUGUA